Cheilinus undulatus (humphead wrasse) is the source of this 3451-nucleotide messenger RNA. It is a transcript of the gene sgsm3, whose product is annotated as small G protein signaling modulator 3. The coding region runs from base 232 to 2499 and encodes 755 amino acids. NCBI's taxonomy places the organism in Eukaryota, Metazoa, Chordata, Actinopteri, Labriformes, Labridae. Gene Ontology annotation, molecular function: protein binding. The transcript has 21 exons. The record is from RefSeq and is a predicted model, not a curated record.
UACACGUCGCUAGCAGGUGCACAACGCACGGAAAUCACAAUUACAAGUCGAAAGAUGGCAUAGCAUAUGGUGUGCGUAAUUUUUCCACCGACAGAGGACACGUCCGCAGAAAACCGUAACCCUGCGCUUUAACGAGGAUAAUGUUACGAGCAAACACCAACUGCUGACCUCCUUUCUCCUGAGUGACUUCAGUGCUAGCAUCUAGAACAAGUAUCUCACUGUGCUGCCAACAUGUCUGGGACCUACACACCGGCCCCUGGUGGUCCUUUCUCUGCUCUGACUCCGAGCAUGUGGCCCCAGGACAUUUUGGCCAAGUACCAUCAAAAAGACCCAGCUGAACAGCCUGAAGUCCAGUAUGAUGAAUUUGGCUUCAGAGUCGACCCUGAAGAUGAUGGGAAAGUCAGAUCCUGGCUGGGCACUGAAGGUUCACCCCAGCGUGAAGACCCCCAGCAGCGACUGCGCUGGCAGGCCCACCUGGAGUUCACUCACAACCACACAGUAGGCGACCUGACCUGGGAGCUCAUUGAUCCAGUUCUUCCUCGCUCAGAGCGUCUGCGCUCCCUGGUGUUAGGGGGCAUUCCUCACAGCAUGAGGCCACAGCUCUGGAUGCGUCUGUCAGGGGCGCUGCAGAAGAAGAGGACCUCUGAGAUCUCCUACAAAGAAAUCAUCAAGAACAGUUCAAAUGAUGACAACUCCACAGCAAAACAGAUAGAGAAGGACUUGUUAAGGACGAUGCCGACCAACGCCUGCUUCAGUAAUCUGACCAGUGUUGGGGUGCCGAGGCUGAGACGGGUACUGAGAGGUCUGGCGUGGCUCUACCCAGACAUUGGGUACUGUCAGGGCACUGGGAUGGUGGUUUCCUGUCUGCUGCUCUUUCUGGAGGAGGAGGAUGUGUUAUGGAUGAUGUGUGCUCUCAUUGAAGAUCUCCUCCCUCCAUCUUAUUUCUCCUCCACCCUGCUGGGCGUCCAAACAGACCAGAGGGUCCUCCGUCAGCUCAUCGUUCAGUACCUGCCAGCCCUCGACCGCCUCCUGCAGGAGCAUGACAUAGAGCUGUCUCUGAUCACACUGCACUGGUUCCUAACGUCAUUUGCGAGCGUGGUGGACAUCCGUCUGCUCCUCAGGAUCUGGGACCUUCUCUUCUAUCAGGGCUCACUGGUGCUCUUCCAGAUCACACUGGGCAUGCUCAAGAUCAAGGAGGAGGAGCUCGUGUCAUCAGAGAACUCUGCAUCCAUUUUCAACACCCUGUCAGACUUGCCAAGCCAGCUGAGAGAUGGGCCUGCAGUGCUCGGGGAGGCGAUGAGACUGGCGGGAUCUUUAUCACAGGAGACCCUGGAAGCUCACCGACACAAGCAUCUAGCCUACAUCCUAAAUGAACAGGCACAGCUCAGCAAUGGGAACAACGCAACUCUCAACAGCAAUCUCAACAAGGUGGUGAGAAGACAGUCUCUACGCAGGAAAUCAACCCUCACCUCUUUGCUGUUUGGAGAAGAUGAGGCAGAGGCCCUAAAGUCGAAGAAUAUAAAGCAGACAGAGCUGGUGGCAGCUCUGAGAGAAGCUAUUGCUCGCACUGCAGAGCAUUUCCACUGUUUGGACCCGCGUCACUCCAGCACUGAUCUAACGCCUGACUACUCCAUGGAGAGCCACCAGAGAGAUCACGAAAACUUUCUCGUGGUGUCUCGCAACCGGCGGAGACGAGCGAAGGCUCUGCUCGACUUUGAGCGACACGAUGACGAUGAGCUGGGCUUCAGGAAGAACGAUAUCAUCACUAUCAUCUCUCAGAAAGAUGAGCACUGCUGGGUUGGAGAGCUCAAUGGUCUUAGAGGCUGGUUUCCGGCUAAGUUUGUGGAGAUCUUAGAUGAAAGAAGCAAAGAGUAUUCACUAGCAGGCGACGACUCGGUGACAGAGGCGGUGACAGACCUGGCUCGAGGCACGCUGUGUCCCGCCCUGAAGGCAAUAUUUCAGCACGGUUUGAAGAAACCCUCUAUACUAGGAGGGCCAUGCCACCCCUGGUUAUUUAUAGAAGAGGCGGCUAGUCGAGAGGUAGAGAGGGACUUUAACUCGGUUUACUCCAGACUGGUGCUGUGUAAAACAUACAGGUUAGAUGAAGAUGGGAAAGUAUUGACCCCAGAGGAGCUGCUUUACAGAGCAGUGCAGUCAGUCAACAUGAGCCACGACACCGCACAUGCUCAGAUGGACGUCAAGUUUCGGUCUCUAGUCUGCGUUGGACUCAAUGAGCAGGUGCUCCACCUGUGGUUGGAAGUGUUGUGUUCAAGCAUGGCGGCAGUGGAGAAGUGGUAUCAUCCCUGGUCGUUCCUCCGCAGUCCUGGAUGGGUUCAGAUCAAGUGUGAGCUCAGGGUCUUAUCAAAGUUUGCCUUCAGCCUCUCCCAAGAUUGUGAGCUACCAAACAAGAAGGAGGAGAAGGAGCAGAGGCCGCUGAAAGAAGGAGUGCAGGACAUGCUGGUGAAACAUCACCUCUUCAGCUGGGACAUCGACGGCUGAACUGAAGAAAAAAGAGCUGAAAUCUCCCUGUCCUGAGUGUCUGUGUAUAUUUAGCGCCUCCUCACGUUUCCUAAAGACUGUCAGUUAUAAACAUGACUGUUGUCUGCUAAAGUAAAGGACUACUUUGUAGACAGCAGUCACAAAACCUUUAAGAUCAGACAGUGGUGACACCACUGUGUUUAGAAGCUGUUGCAUAUUUAAUUUAAAGUCCAUGCAGGAGGAUGCACUACAUGGCAGAGGAAAGCAAACACCCAGACCUGUCAGUGUCCUAACAGAAGCAUGUCCUCUGCCAUUCUGCUUUAAUGAGUGCAUUCAUUUCAGUGCAGGGUUGAGGUGUUUAAAUCUUCCUUUUGCAAAACAUCUGUAAAAAAUGUGGUAGCAGCAGGUCAUUGACACGUUUGUGUCUGAAAUCACAUGCUCACUCUGUACUCCUUAUUCCCCACAUAGGUAGUCCUCUAUACUGGACUAUCUAACUAACCUUUAUGGUGCAAUCUAAAUAAUUAUAUUCCAGACUAUCUCCACAGUGGUGUCAUAGCCAUUGCACAAUAAAAACAGCUGCAUCAGGGCUCAAAUUUAAUCUGGUGUGAAUUCAGACAAGUCAGGGCUUUCAGACGGCUUUUCUGAGUGCAAGAGAAUAGAGAGCUAGCAGUCAAACUUUCUGCUCAUUACGCUUUGAACCGUGAUGCAUGAUGGAAAAAAUUACCAGGACAGUGACACUUGAUUGUUCACUACUUUCAUAAUGCAUUAAAACAGGGCUGUCAAACUCAAUCACAGCAGGGCCCGGGUUCUGGAUUUAGGUCUAACCUAAGAGCCCAACAGGGUCAAAAUUUAACCAUAACCUUCAACCACAUUUUCACCAGUAAUAAAAUAUGAAAAAAAAAAAAAAAACUGCACUGAUGAUAAAUCAUUUGGAAAUUCAAAAAAGUAAAAAUGAUAAGUUUAAAGGCUCAAA